This is a messenger RNA of Dioscorea cayenensis subsp. rotundata (Guinea yam), 1135 nucleotides long. RefSeq names its product transcription factor MYB61-like. The transcript is spliced from 3 exons. The record is from RefSeq and is a predicted model, not a curated record. Gene Ontology annotation, biological process: regulation of stomatal movement. Lineage: Eukaryota; Viridiplantae; Streptophyta; Magnoliopsida; Dioscoreales; Dioscoreaceae. The coding region runs from base 209 to 1135 and encodes 308 amino acids.
CAUGGUGGAGAAGAGAUAUAAAUGAAAUGAACUAGUCCAAAGAAGACACCCACUUUGAUUAUGACCUUCCUCUUUUUUUCUUAAGAAGAGCACAAGAGAGAGAGAGAGAGAGAAGAGUUGCAUUUGCUCUCCAAUCUCUAUCCAACACAUUCCUGACAAACUCUGAAUAAUAUUAUUUUGUCUGGAAAGCAGAGAAUUACAUUGCAGAAUGGGCAGGCAUUCAUGUUGUUACAAGCAGAAGCUGAGGAAAGGUUUGUGGUCUCCUGAAGAGGAUGAGAAGCUUUUGAAUCACAUCACCAUGUAUGGCCAUGGCUGUUGGAGCUCUGUUCCCAAACUUGCAGGUCUGCAGAGGUGUGGGAAGAGCUGCAGAUUGAGGUGGAUAAAUUAUUUGAGGCCAGACUUGAAGAGAGGUACAUUCUCUGAGCAGGAGGAGAACCUCAUUAUUGAACUCCAUGCAGUUUUAGGAAACAGGUGGUCUCAGAUUGCUGCACAGUUGCCAGGAAGAACUGACAAUGAGAUAAAGAACCUCUGGAACUCUUGUAUAAAGAAGAAACUGAAACAGAGAGGCAUUGACCCUGUUACCCACAAGCCAUUGUUGUCUGAGACCGAAGACGGCACAGCAGCCGGAGGAGAAGAUCAUAAUAAACCUACAGCCGCCACAAACAUCAAUGACAAGCCCAAACUCCUUUCCCCUGCAAGUGCAAUGACUACUACUUGUACAACUUCUUAUCUUCCUCCUCUUGAACUCAUGAAUCACAAUCAAUCAGCUCCCAGUGUAUUCCUCUGGUUCAACAGUCAGCAACAACAACAGCAGCAGCAAGAACUGAAUUGUAACACUGGUUCAUUCAUGUCUGCUACUCCUUCAAUGGGUGGUACAAAGUCAGUGAUGCAUGGAGUUCAGUACUGGGAGGGAAGCCAUUCAAGCAACAGUAGUGCAAGCAGUGGCAUUGAGUUGCAAAGCAAUGGUUCUCUCAUUGAGAGUGGUGGCAUCUUCUCUUGGUCAGAUUUGACAUCUGACAGUGAAGCUCAAAUCCAUCUUGAUGGAGAACCAGAGGACCUCAAAUGGUCAGAGUAUCUUCAAGGCUCCUUCCCAGUUUCUGCAGCACUUCGAGGCCAUGGAGGUCAACCUCUUUGA